Molecule: messenger RNA, 1069 nt
Organism: Pelobates fuscus (common spadefoot toad)
Lineage: Eukaryota; Metazoa; Chordata; Amphibia; Anura; Pelobatidae
Product: myosin light polypeptide 6-like
Exons: 7
Coding region: 51-683 (210 amino acids)
Cellular component (GO): myosin II complex
Molecular function (GO): calcium ion binding; structural constituent of muscle
Source: RefSeq, a predicted model, not a curated record
CAUCCUAUGCUCUUCGUAAUCUGUGUCUACUUUUCUUGCUGUGAAUCACCAUGCCUCCAAAGAAGGACCUGCCUGUAAGAAAGCCACUAGCCAAACCCGUAGUCAAGUCCAAGGCACCUGAGGCAUCUCCUGCACCAGCUCCUGCUCCCAAAUCCAAGGAACCAGAACCAAAACCAGUGCCAGUACCAGAGAAGCCCAAAGAGGCUCCCAUUGACCUUUCCAAAGUGAAGAUUGAAUUUAGCCCAGACCAGGUGGACGAUUUCAAGGAGGCUUUCUUGCUCUUUGAUAAAACUGGAGAUUCCAAAAUCCAGCUCGGCCAAUGUGGGGAUGUCAUGCGGGCCCUGGGGCAGAACCCCACAAAUGCAGAGGUUCUUAAAGUGUUGGGAAACCCAAAAGCUGAAGACCUGGCCACUAAACAUAUCAGCUUUGACCAGUUCCUCCCCAUGUUUCAGACCAUUGCCAAGAACAAGGACCCAGGCACACACGAAGAUUUUGUGGAAGGUUUGAGAGUCUUUGACAAGGAAGCCAAUGGCACUGUAAUGGCAGCAGAGCUUCGUCAUGUUCUUGUUACACUCGGGGAAAAGCUGGGAGAAGAUGAAGUGGAUGCACUUUUGUUUGGUCAUGAAGAUGCUAACGGUUGCAUUAAUUACGAAGACUUUGUCAGGCACAUCAUGUCUGCGUGACCGCAGCCCCUGGAACUUGUCCGGAUGGUAAUGAGCGGCUGAAUAGUCAUUACGCUGUACCUGCUGGAGGAGAGCAGCAAUGUGCAUUCACGUCCUUUUUGUUAUCUAUAAUAUUGUUUCUCAUUGAGGGGCGAGGCUUUCUAGGAAGCGCCCUCUCUACUGCUGUCGUCCAUCAGUUUACUGUGUUUCAGAACCAUUGAGCCUGCUAGAACCUGGCAUAUGAAGGAAGUGAAGAUCGAAGCCUCAUAGACCCUCAGAAUUAAGUGAAACUGAAGAAAUAUAUAGUCUCCAUCCUUCUCCUCCUGUAAUGCUUCAGUGCGCUGGUUAAAUUAUUCUAUUUCUUUUCUCUCCAACACCAAAUAAAGUAAACUACCUUUUUUUCAAAA